AAUUGAAGCCGAGCAUGCGUUGCUGACCAAUUGGGAAGUUAGUGAAGUGAUUAAAAACGACAUAAAAUGGUGCAAGAAGAAAGAAAGAGAAUCUAAGAGCAACGUAACGGAAAAGCACAAUAUAAGUGGACUACGCGAUGUUGCUACACUAUGUUAUGCGCUUCAGAACUACUUCAAGGACUCCCCAACACAAUAUCACACGGCGGAAAGUAUACAGAAACUAACCAAGGGUAUGGCUCCUUUUGGAUUGACGAAGGCGGAGAAGUUGCAAAUCGUUAAUAACAUGCCCCGCAGCGAGGUGGAGAUACAUGUGAUUGUAGAGGAAGUGGAAGAGAGGCUUCCCGAAAAUGCUUGGGAAGAAAUAGUGAGCGCUGUAGAAGCGAGUAUUUUGAGUGCCCCAACAGACGCUGACGACACAGCAAUACUCGCGCAAUAAUGUUUGUAUUAUAGCGACACGCCGUCUCAAUCGGUCGAUGAAGACAGUACUUGUGCAAUAUCUCGACUUACAAUGGCAAAAAACGUCGAACGUCAAGACUUGUUAGGGCUUGUUCUGAAUUUGCAGCACUUGCAUUGUCAAUAACCAUCACUCGUAGGUCUCAGACAACGUGUUUGCUUGAAUAUUUUAGGAGGCCAUGGUUCGUAACCAAGGCGUUCAUCAAUAGUUACAGCUUGGCGGGUUUUUUGGGUUUGGGACACCCGUGUAGCGACUAGCGACUAGCGUGUAUUUUUAGUAAAUAAUUAUGUUCUGAUUACCUGAUGUAGAGAGAAAAGUUUUGUUACUGUUUUUUUUAAAUAAAAACAAAUAGAAGUAAA
Sphaeroforma arctica JP610 is the source of this 813-nucleotide messenger RNA. RefSeq lists its product as hypothetical. The transcript is spliced from 3 exons. Gene Ontology annotation, biological process: transcription initiation at RNA polymerase III promoter. The annotation marks the transcript as partial. The record is from RefSeq and is a predicted model, not a curated record. Gene Ontology annotation, molecular function: nucleotide binding. Gene Ontology annotation, cellular component: RNA polymerase III complex. NCBI's taxonomy places the organism in Eukaryota, Ichthyosporea, Ichthyophonida.